ACUGCGCUAAUAAAAUAUUUGAUUAAUAAAUAAAUAAUGCCGUGACCUUCCAAUAAAUUACAAUGAAAUUCCAAUAAUGUUAUUCGAAUUAAUAACAAAACGAUGCACUGGACGUGAAACCACAUUGUUAAUAAAAUAGUAUCGUGUAAACUUGGGCCUUGGGCAUCGUUAGCUGUCACUUUGACAUUCAGUGCAUAGGUUACGUUUCGACUAGCUGUCAACUUGACAAAUUUCUAGUUGUGGGCGCCUAAAACUCAAACAUUUCGUUAUAAAUACGACUCGGUUUAUAAAUAAUCUAAUGUGAGCCAGUUGUGACGGUUGUCUUCGUUUAAAUUCGUCCCGGAGCUAAAAUACCACUUUGACAGCUCAAGCAGCAAGUGACAUGUUAUCAUAAACACUGAAAUAAUAUGAAUACGGAUCUACAAAGAAGACAAGAUGUUAAAUAUGAUUCAGCGUCGAAUAUUUCCAACUCGAACGGGGACAUUUGCAGAAUUUGUCAUUGUGAGGCUGACACUGAUAACCCUCUAUUGUCUCCUUGUUACUGUUCUGGUAGUUUGAAAUAUGUGCAUCAGUCCUGUCUUAGACAGUGGUUAGCUGCUUCCGACACUCGGUCCUGUGAGCUGUGCAAGUUUAGUUUUAUAUUACAAACGAAAAUCAAACCACUGUCAGAAUGGCGAACCUUGGAAAUGAGCAGUGUGGAACGGAGACGUCUUCUGUGUGCCAUCCUGUUUCAUUUUGUUGCGGCUGUGUGUGUCAUUUGGUCACUUUUUGUGCUUAUAGAUAGGGCAGCUGAAGAAGUUCAAAAAGGCCUAAUAGCUUGGCCUUUUUGGACUAAAUUAGUUGUAGUUGCUGUUGGUUUCACAGGUGGUGCUGUUUUUAUGUACAUACAAUGUCGCCAGUACUUACAUCUUUUUGCAAGAUGGAAAGCACACAACAGGAUAAUUCUGGUCCAGAACGCCCCUGAGAAGCCCCUAAUGGCCCCUCCCUCUCCUAAUUUUAUUUUCACUAGGACCACCCACCACCCCCAAUAUUCGCCGCAAGUUUUGGCUCAUGGCAACUUCAAUAUACCUCCCGCAAAUUCUGAUUCAAAUAAUGAUUCGCAAUUGUGUUAUGUUUUUGAAAAGGAGAAUCACGAAAAACCUAGUUUUUUAGGGAACAGUGGUUCAUCUUCCCAAAAAGACGAUAUCCAUGUUGAAGAUCUGUGUGAGACAGCUUCUAGUGAUAAUUUUAUUAAUCCAUUGGCCAGUACUAUGCCUUCGGGAAGUAUUAAUCCAAAUACUAGGGAUCUUUUAGCUUUAGAUAUCCAAAGCUCUUCUAGAAGUGCAAACGAGUUUUCUCUUGACCACUCCACGAAGACUGACGUUAUUCGAAAUAAGAGUURUGUGUUUAAAUCUUUGCCUAACUUAAACACUAGUAAUGAGAACUUACUUGUGUAAAUAAAAAAUUAUAUAAUUA
Molecule: messenger RNA, 1455 nt
Organism: Tribolium madens (black flour beetle)
Lineage: Eukaryota; Metazoa; Arthropoda; Insecta; Coleoptera; Tenebrionidae
Product: E3 ubiquitin-protein ligase MARCHF8
Exons: 4
Coding region: 408-1436 (342 amino acids)
Biological process (GO): antigen processing and presentation of peptide antigen via MHC class II; protein polyubiquitination; immune response
Cellular component (GO): late endosome membrane; cytoplasm; early endosome membrane
Molecular function (GO): ubiquitin protein ligase activity; MHC protein binding; zinc ion binding
Source: RefSeq, a predicted model, not a curated record